Messenger RNA from Miscanthus lutarioriparius, 405 nucleotides. The record is from the annotation of a GenBank genome assembly. Lineage: Eukaryota; Viridiplantae; Streptophyta; Magnoliopsida; Poales; Poaceae.
AUGGCCGUGCCGGCGCCGGUGGUUCUUGGAGUGGCCAUGGUCGUCGUCGUCCUGGCCAGCAGCGCGACCGGCGCGAGCGGGCAGCUGAGGAUGGGGUUCUACGCCGAGAGCUGCCCCGGCGUGGAGCGGAUGGUGGGCGACUUCGUCCGCCAGCACGUCCGCCGCGUGCCCACCGUCGCCGCCGCGCUGCUCCGCCUGCACUUCCACGACUGCUUCGUCAGGGGUGGGCCGUCGUGGCGCGUGCCGACGGGGAGGAGGGACGGCACGGUGUCCACCAUGCAGGAGGCGCUCAACGACAUCCCCAAGCACACCAUGACCUUCCCGGAGCUGGCCAACCUGUUCGCCAGCAAAGGCCUCGGCGUCCGUGACCUCGUCUGGCUCUCAGGUAUACCCACCUCUACAUGA